CAUAAAACAUGGAUACCCUACACAGCACAUAAAAGUGCAGCAACCAGCUAUAUAAUACAAUACAACAGUGUACUCUCUUUUUCUCUCUCACUCAAUAUAACUCUCCCACUCACUCCUUCCCACCACCGCAUUUCAGUACUAUCAUCAUCAUCAUCAUCGUCAAUGGCGAGCACCACAGAGCCGGAGCUCCACCGUGACGGCGAUGACAACGCGUCCCAGGAGGACGAGGAUACCGGAGCUCAGGUUGCUCCGAUUGUGAAGCUCGAAGAGGUGGCCGUCACCACUGGCGAGGAGGACGAAGAUCCCAUUCUUGAUCUGAAAGCGAAGCUGUAUCGGUUCGACAAGGAAGGGAAUCAGUGGAAGGAGCGAGGCGGUGGGAAUGUGAAGCUAUUGAAACACAAGGUUACUGGAAAGGUCAGGCUCCUCAUGCGCCAAUCCAAGACUCUUAAGAUAUGCGCAAACCAUCUCGUUCAUGGCAGUUUGACAGUACAGGAGCAUUCUGGGAAUGAGAAAUCCUGUGUGUGGCAUGCUUCUGAUUUUGCAGAUGGAGAAUUGAAGGAUGAGCUGUUCUGUAUUAGGUUUCCCUAUGUUGAGAACUGUAAGACCUUCAUGACAACUAUGCAAGAGGUGGCUGAAUCACAAGGAGAGGAGGAAGAGGAAAACAAAGAUGCUUCAGAUACUGCCGCUAUCCUUGAGAAACUAACUGUUGGUGAGGAUAAACCAGUGGGGAAAGAGCCAGAAAAGGUCACCAAAACCGAAAAGCUAACUGUUGGAGAGAAUAAAUCAGAGGAGAAAAAGACAGAAGAGGUCACAAACACGCACAAGAAAGAUGAACAUGGUGUAGUAUAAGAGAAUCAAAAGAUGAAUCAGCUCCACCAGCAUAGUAUUUGAUGUGCCUGGUGAAUGAAUGAUUUGUUCUUUUAUAGUUUGCUUUUUUUUGUUUUUUGUUUUCUUUAAGAUUAGUAACCUAUAUUGAAACCUCAGGAUGUGGAAUUGUGGUUGGGAUGAAGAUUUGAUUCUGUCAGUUGAGUCCUGCGAUUGUGGAAUUGUGGUUUGCAAGCAUGCUUGGAUGGUUUUGUGAUUGUGGGUUUUCAUUUUUCUCAUGUUUUAUUCAAUUGAGUUUAGUAUUUCCUUUCAAACGAAUAUUUUUCUUAUUUUUUUAGGGCAAUUAUACAUCUGGGAUAUGUAUUUGAUGUUUUGGAUUCGUCGGUUUUGUUGUGGCUUCUACAUUUUUUAAAUGAUUACUAUGGAGUCGCUGUUUUGUUUUGUUA
This is a messenger RNA of Vigna unguiculata (cowpea), 1271 nucleotides long. RefSeq names its product ran-binding protein 1 homolog b-like. NCBI's taxonomy places the organism in Eukaryota, Viridiplantae, Streptophyta, Magnoliopsida, Fabales, Fabaceae. Gene Ontology annotation, biological process: nucleocytoplasmic transport. Gene Ontology annotation, cellular component: nuclear pore; cytoplasm. The record is from RefSeq and is a predicted model, not a curated record. Gene Ontology annotation, molecular function: GTPase activator activity.